GCUAAUUGAAUUGCAAUGUUGCACAAAUUCGGUGGUUGUCUUGCAAUCAUUUAUUUAAGUAGCUUCAUUGUGCAUCAUGUGGAGACCAGGAAUAUCAGAAGUGAGCCGAAAUUGGAUGCAGCCGCGGAGUGCGGCUAUACAAGCUGCCAUCCAACGAAACCCAAUAUGCUGAAUGUGCAUCUUGUCGCACACACCCACGAUGAUGUUGGAUGGCUUAAAACUGUUGAUCAAUACUAUUAUGGAAGUGAAACACUGAUUCAGAAGGCCGGAGUGCAGUAUAUUAUUGAUUCCGUGGUGGAAUCCCUUUUGAGAGAUCCAAACAGACGAUUUAUAUAUGUUGAAUCGGCGUUUUUCUUUAAAUGGUGGAAGGAACAGACGAAAGAGCAGCAGGACAAUGUGAAAAUGCUGGUGAACGAGGGCAGGCUGGAGUUCAUAGGAGGAGCUUGGAGCAUGAAUGAUGAGGCUACCACUCACUAUCAAAGUGUAAUCGAUCAGUUUGCUUGGGGAUUACGGCAAUUAAAUGAUACGUUCGGACAAUGCGGACGACCACGUAUUGGAUGGCAGAUUGAUCCAUUUGGACAUUCCCGUGAAAUGGCUUCGAUCUUUGCCCAGAUGGGGUUUGAUGGCAUGUUCUUUGGUCGACUGGACUACCAAGAUAAGGACGAACGACUAAUGACGCAGAAGGCCGAAAUGAUUUGGCAUGGAUCCGAAAACUUGGAUGACAAAGCAGAUCUCUUCACUGGAGCCUUGUACAACAAUUACCAAGCACCGUCGGGCUUCUGCUUUGACAUACUUUGCGCCGACCAACCUAUCAUUGAUGGCAAGCACAGUCCCGACAAUAAUGUGAAGGAGCGCAUCGAUUCGUUCUUUGAGUUUGUCACUAAGAUGGCCAAAGGUUAUCGCACGCCCAACUUGCUUAUAACAAUGGGUGAGGAUUUCCAUUACCAGAAUGCUGAUAUGUGGUAUAAAAAUCUGGAUAAACUCAUUAAGUAUGCCAAUGAGCGACAAGCAAAUGGAUCGAAUAUAAAUUUGCUGUACUCCACGCCUUCGUGUUAUCUUAAGUCUCUGCAUGAUGCUGGCAUCUCGUGGCCGACCAAGAGCGACGAUUUCUUUCCGUAUGCAUCCGAUCCACAUUCCUAUUGGACGGGCUACUUCACCUCGCGGCCCACUCUGAAGCGCUUCGAGCGUGAUGGCAAUCACUUCUUGCAGACUUGCAAGCAGCUAAGCGCAUUGGCUCCAAAGCGCUCGGCAGAGUUUGAUCCGCAUUUGAAUUUCAUGCGAGAGACCAUGGGCAUAAUGCAGCACCAUGAUGCAGUCACAGGAACGGAGAAGCAAAAGGUUGCCCUCGACUAUGCCAAGCGCAUGAGUGUCGCUCUGCGUGCUUGCUCGACUAACAUAAGAUCCGUGUUGAAUCAACUGUCUAUUUCAUCCGAUAAAGUCAGCCCACAACCAACUAAGUUUGAAUUCAAGACGUGCACUCUCCUUAACAUAAGCAGCUGUGCCACAUCCGAGCUGAACAAUCGAUUUGCACUGACGCUGUACAAUCCACUGGCUCAGUCGACCAAUGAGUACGUAAGAGUACCUGUUGCGGAUUACAAGUAUGUUGUAAUCGACCCGGCCGGUAAGAGACUGCCAACAACAGUGGUGCCUGUGCCAAAAGCUGUGACCAAAAUUCACCAUAGAAACUCAAGCGCCCAAUAUGAACUUAUUUUCUUGGCAUCCAACCUACCUGCCGUGGGAUAUAAGACCUACUAUAUCGAAAGGUCCGAUUCGAUUCCUAUCAGUGGCAAACCUUCGCCUUCGCCAAAGAAAACUUCUAGUUAUACUGUUAUCGGAAACAAUAACAUUAAGCUAACAUUUGAUACCAAUGGAUUCCUCGCUUACGCCACAGCAGAUGGAAUGACGCGCACGAUUUCCCAAGAGUUUUUGUACUACAUAGCUGCAACUGGAAAUAAUGCAGAGUUCUUAAAUCGUUCGUCGGGUGCCUAUAUUUUCCGGCCUGACAAAAAUCAAAUACGCCUCGCCACAGAUAAAGUCUCUAUAGAAGUGUACAAGGGUCCACUAGUGCAAGAGGUCCAUCAACAGUUCAACAGUUGGAUAAGCCAAGUGGUUCGCGUCUAUAAGCAGAGCAAUCAUGCAGAGUUCGAGUGGUUGGUGGGUCCCAUUCCCAUAGAAGAUAAUAUUGGAAAGGAAGUCAUAUCGCGCUUUACAUCUGACAUUAAGUCUGAUGGCAUAUUCUAUACUGAUUCAAAUGGUCGCGAAAUGUUAAAACGUCGACGAAAUCAUCGUGAAACGUGGAACGUUAAGAUUCACGAAUCUGUUGCCGGCAAUUACUAUCCCGUGACAACGAAAAUCGCCUUGGAGGAUGACAUCGCGCGUAUGGCUAUUCUGACAGACAGAGCUCAGGGUGGUAGCUCUUUGGAGGAUGGUGUCUUGGAACUGAUGGUACAUCGUCGGUUGCUGCACGAUGAUGCAUUUGGUGUGGGGGAGGCCCUGAACGAAACUGAAUACGGCGAGGGAUUAGUUGCGCGAGGCAAGCACCAUUUGUUUGUGGGUAAAUCCUUACAACGUCCCGAGGUCUCUCUAAAGGCAAUCGAGCGUUUAGUGCAGCUGGAGACCUUGCUGCCCUCGUGGAAGUUUUUCAGCAAUGUGUCCUAUAGCUCGGAUCAGUGGCUCACCUCAUUCACAAACACAUACAGUGGCAUUUCAGCAGCUCUACCAAAAUAUGUGCACUUGCUUUCCUUGGAGCCUUGGCACGAGAAGGAGCUACUCGUCCGCUUUGAGCAUAUACUGGAGAAGAAAGAUGGCACGCGCUAUUCGCAAUACGUUCAAUUCAAUAUUAAGGAUGUACUGGGUUCACUCAAUAUUGAAAAUAUACGAGAAACAACGCUGGAUGGAAAUGCGUGGCUAGACGAACAUCGGCGCAUGGAGUUUGUACCUGAUCCCGAGGAUGAGGCAUACAACAAUUAUGGCACAUUUAGGAAAUCAUCAAAGGCUGUUCAUUUGCUAUCUGCAGCGAAGCCAAUGUUAGAAGCUCGGUACUCAAAGGAAACCCUUGAAGCUGGACAGCUAGGUGCUGAAAGCAACCGAAUCAAACGCAGUGCCAACUCACAACAUUUUACAAUGCACCGAAAGCGCCCGCAGGUAUCUGGCUCAGAUAAUUUAAACAAAUCUAUGCCGUCAUCUGAACGUGAUAAGUAUCUCAUAGAGCUUAGCCCAAUGGAGAUACGCACUUUUAUCGUGUAUUUGCAAAAAUAGAAAUGUAGAAAACAUUCUAAAGCACAGAAUAAAUAAUCAAGAGCAAAUGAA
Drosophila navojoa is the source of this 3309-nucleotide messenger RNA. It is a transcript of the gene LManII, whose product is annotated as Lysosomal alpha-mannosidase II. Gene Ontology annotation, cellular component: lysosome. Gene Ontology annotation, biological process: mannose metabolic process. Gene Ontology annotation, molecular function: carbohydrate binding; alpha-mannosidase activity. The record is from RefSeq and is a predicted model, not a curated record. Lineage: Eukaryota; Metazoa; Arthropoda; Insecta; Diptera; Drosophilidae.